Molecule: messenger RNA, 1461 nt
Organism: Pleurotus ostreatus (oyster mushroom)
Lineage: Eukaryota; Fungi; Basidiomycota; Agaricomycetes; Agaricales; Pleurotaceae
Exons: 3
Coding region: 1-1461 (486 amino acids)
Biological process (GO): transmembrane transport
Cellular component (GO): membrane
Molecular function (GO): transmembrane transporter activity
Source: RefSeq, a predicted model, not a curated record
AUGAUCUCAACUGUCGCCACUUUCCACGACCGGAAAGUUACUGAAAGUUCGAAAAAUGUUUGGUCGACCUUCACCACACCUGUCACUGUUCAGGCAGACGAAUCCGUUAACCCUUCGCCUCGCGAUACCUCACGUCGACAAAGCAUCGAGGAUGCCAUAGUCGACAACCAGGACGUUGAAGUUGAAGACUCGGAACUCAAGCUACCGAAGUUAACGUCUUUGAUCAUCGUUAUUUUGGGCAACUCCUUGCUUCAGGCAUGUCAAUGUUUUCUCAUCGUUUCAUCCGCCAGCGCGUAUGCUGAGCAUCUAGGAGGAACUGCGACUUUCUCUGGGCUCGUCAUCGGAAUUCCUACUUUGUUUUCUGGAAUUGCGUUGUUGCCUAUGACCAAGACAGAUAAAGGAAAAUACGCUCGUCCCCUUAUGUUUUCGUACGCGUCCAUGGGCCUGGGAAGCAUCCUGUAUGCCCUGGCGUAUCGCGCAAAUUUCCUUUACCUCAUCCUCAUUGGUCGCAUCGUCACUGGCUUCGGUUUUACGGCGUUUAUGUACUCCAAACGUUACUGCUCUGACCCACGGAUUGUUGGUGUGCGUCGUCGCACGAUGCUUGCUAGCUGGCUAGUAAUCGGGGCAGGCUUUGGGUUCAGUGCCGGCCCGUUCUUCAGUGGUCUCCUCUACAAAAUCGGAUUCAGCAACAGCGUUUUUAACGGAUAUACGAGUCCAGGAUGGAUUAUGGCUGUCAUAUGGGCUGCGUUCGGUGUCGCAGCACACUUCCUGUUCGAGGAUGUACAUGGCCCCAUUCGACCGCAACGUAUCACCCAGCUCAGCAACAUCUCGUCGCAACCACAUGCUGCUGCGCCCGCCCAAGAGCAACGGCGACCAACGCGUCAGCAAUGGGGACCGAUCAUCGCCAUGUGUUGGUAUGCCAUGACAUGUUUCUUCAUCCUCGGUGCUUGGGAGGCCAACAUACCUGUUUUCGCUGGUGUUCGCUUCGGAUAUUCGCCCUACGCAUCAGGGAACCUCAUUGCCAUCGGUGGGGUUGCCGCCCUGCCCUUCCUGAUCCUCAACGUAAUCUACGCCAAAAGGUUCCAGGAUCGCACAGUUCUUGCUCUAGGCUCAUUCAUAGGUCUUCUUGGGCUCUUGAUCAUGCUCGCAACACUCCACCUCGGUAAAGUGGUUCCCGCCAGCCUGUGCGUCUGCUGGUUCUUGGUCGCGUUAGGAUUCAACCUCGCUACUACUUGUACUUUGAGCCUGCUGUCCAAACAGCUACCACCGUCGUGGAAUGGCUGGAUUAGCAUGGCCAUCCAGUAUAGCAACUAUACGGGACGAGUUACGGGUGCCGUUUGGGGUGGUGCUGGUGUGCAGGUAGGGAUGAAGAACUUUAUUGGGCUGCAAAUUGCAAUUGUUGGCAUCGGGAAACUCUUACACUUCACGUUGUGGAAGCAGUUGAAAGCGAAAACUGGGUAG